AUGAACGAAGAACAGCAAAAAAGAGUCACUCAAAUGAAGUUGGAGUUGCCGUCGCUAUAUCGAUUCGAUGACGUGAAUCGAAGUUCCGAUGCUCGGAUCCUCGAGAGAAAUGAAACCAAUAUCGAAGUGUUAAGAGAAUGGUUUGAAUGUAUGCCAUGUGUAGCGGUUCGCUCUGGAAAUAAACUGGUAAGUGUUGGAGUGAGCACACCACUCACGAUCUAUCCAUUUUCUAGCCCCCCAGAUGAGGUCUUCACAGCCCUUGAAAUGCGAGUAUGCCAAGAAUGCAUCAGCAAAACAUUCUGGCCAUUCGAACUGAUUGAUGCGGACAAUAAAGAUUGGUUGAAAUGCUACAACGACUCGAGUUUAUGGACUCAUCUCGAUGGUGCAGAUGGCAAACCAAUUAUUGUGAACAUGAUAUGUUGA
Molecule: messenger RNA, 423 nt
Organism: Anisakis simplex (herring worm)
Lineage: Eukaryota; Metazoa; Nematoda; Chromadorea; Rhabditida; Anisakidae
Source: the annotation of a GenBank genome assembly